Molecule: messenger RNA, 3699 nt
Organism: Macrosiphum euphorbiae (potato aphid)
Lineage: Eukaryota; Metazoa; Arthropoda; Insecta; Hemiptera; Aphididae
Source: the annotation of a GenBank genome assembly
AUGGCCGACAUUACAGAACCGGUCAAUGUUUUUUUAGAAACUAGCCACGACUAUGUUAACAAUAAUGGUCAACCAAAUGCGAUCGAUGUCCUCAUUUUUGACAACAAUCCUGUGCUACCGAAUUCACUUAAUGAUAUGGAUGUGGAUGUUUUUGAUUCAUUAUUGGACAAACCUGCUAGUACUAGUUCUAAGCAAAUUAAGAAUUACAAGGUUGGUGAUAUUGUUUGGGCUAAAAUUGGGAAGUAUCCAUAUUGGCCAAGCAUUGUCUGUGUUGACCCAACAUUGAAUAUUCAUUAUAAAGAAAAAAAGCGAUUAUUGAUACAUGUCCGCUUUUGUAAUGAUAAAGGUAAAAGAAGUUGGGCCAAAACUACUGAAAAUUACAAUGGAAAAUGUGAAUUACUUUUAAAGUAUCCUAAUACUUUAACUUACUUUAAGAAUAGUAAAAAGCUUAUUGAUACGUGGGAAUUGGCAGUUGAAGAAGCUGAUAAUUUGAUGAAAAUUGAUAGAGAAUCGAGAUUGGUAGAAUUUUUCAAAACUUUUUGUAAUUCAGAUUCUGUAACUCCAUCUGUUUUAAAAAAAUCAUCUGAAGGCACUGUUGCUGCGUUAAAAGUGCGUAAUUAUUCAAGAAAAAGAUCUCUAGCAGUUCCUAAACAAGAUAAUGAUUCCAAAAUAAUGAAGACUGAAAACAUAGAUAUGAAUUGUACAUCAUCAGGAUCAAUAGACAUUCCUCUACUGUCAAGAUCAGAUGAUGCGGAUAGUACUGUUUCUGAUUUUUCUAUGAGAUAUGCUUUUAUGGAAGACUUAGGUUUAAAAGUAAAACAGGAAACUAUGAAAAAAAAAAGAUCAACAAAAACAUGUCCACCAAAAAGUUCAGUUGCCAAUAAAUAUGACUUAUCUUCUUCAAUAAUGAAUUCUCCAGAAAAUAAUGAUAGUAAUAGUGUAUCUGAUAAUCAAGAUAAAUACCCAGUUACAACCGCAACAUCUUCUACUCGUUCGGUACCUCAUCAUAGGAAACUUGAAACAAGUUCAUCCAAUUCUAAGAAAACAGUUACUAGAAAACAACUUAUUGAAAAAGAAAACUCUAUUGGAAGAAAAUAUACUACAGUUAAACAUGAAAGUAGGCCAGAAUCAGAUACGACAGAAAGUGAAGCUCCUUCAAAAUAUGAAAUAUACAGUUCAUUUUUCUUAACUAGCUCACAAAAAAAACAGCUUUUUACAAAAACCUGGAAAAGAGCAUGUGUAGUUUGUAAAAAUAUUAAAGACACAGUUAAAUGUAUGGGUCCAUGUCAAAGUUAUUUUCAUAAAGAAUGUUUAAAUAAGAGCGAGGAAAGAUAUAAUAGGACCAAAAGUAUACCAAUGACUACAACUAAAAUUCAAAAACCGUCUGGUCGCAGUACAAGACAUUACUCAAAAAUCACACAGAAAAACGAAGGUUCUAUUGUUGAUAAUCCUCAGCUUAUAAAUAACUUAGAAGAAAAAAACACUGUUAAAUUAUUUAAAAAAGACCAUGACGUCAAAUCUAAUGGCUUACAGACCUUAUCUCAAACCCAAUGUUCUAGUUAUACUAAUAAAGAAACCAUAUCGCUUAAUCAAAUUGAAUUUGAUGAACUAUUUAAAAAUUAUAGUUGCAUUCUUACUGAAAAUGAUAAUACUCAAAGUGAAUUAGAAAGUGGAAAUGAAGAUUCUAUUUCAGGAACAUUUGAAGAAAAAAAUGUUACUCCAACUGUACCAAUCAACAUUGAUGAUAAACUAUCAUUUUACAAUUUUAAAUAUAUGUGCAGUCUAUGUAAAGCUGGUAAAACAAACUGUUUUGUGUGUGGCUUGGAUAUUGACGAUCCUAGACAAAAGAUUGUUUGUAAAAUAUCCAGCUGUGGAAAAUAUUUUCAUGAAUCUUGUUUAAAAGAUUGGCCUCAAUGUCAAUGGAUUCAAGGGUCACGGAACAAUGUCCGAUGUGUAGUAUGUCCACAUCAUGUUUGUCAUUUAUGCAUUUCGGAUAACCCUAAAAGUUCUUGUACAACUCAUUUUCCUUCUGAAAAAUUAACCAGGUGUAUAAAAUGCCCAACAGCCUAUCAUAGAAGUGAAUACUGUUUACCAGCUGGUUGUCAAAUCUUAACAUACAAUGAUAUUAUUUGCAGUCGACAUUUUGAACCUGUUAAAAUGCAAAUUUAUCAUUCUAAUGCUACCUGGUGUUUUAUUUGUACAUAUGGAGGUGGUUUAUUAGUCUUCUGUGAUUUGUGUCCAUCUGCAUUCCACAUGGAAUGUUUAAAUCAGGACCCAUCAGAAUUUGAAGGCAGUUUUACUUGUGAAGAAUGUCAAACUGGACGAUAUCCUCUAUAUGGUGAAAUUGUAUGGGUUAAGAUUGGGAACUAUAGAUGGUGGCCAGCUAAAAUUAUUUUUCCAAAUGAAGUUCCUGAUAAUGUAAAUGCAAUAUCACAUUCUGUUGGACAAUUUGUUGUUCGAUUUUUUGGAACAUAUGAUUAUUAUUGGGUAAAUCGAGGACGAGUAUUUAACUUUCAAGAAGGGGAUGAUGAGAAUUUUUUAAUCAACAAUAAUAUGAAGGUUAUAGAUAAAGUGUUUCAAGAUUCUAUUUUAGAAGCAGCUCAAGCUCAUUGUGUUUAUAUUUUAGAAAAGGAAAAAAAUGAUGCUAUAGUACCAAAAUCUUUUACAGAGCCUCCAAAAUUUAGAAGAAUAAAAUUCAACAAACCCAUUGGCAAUGUCAAAAAUAUGGAAUUUGAUAUUACCGCAAUGACUCCCUGUGAAUGUGAUCCAACAAAGCCAAACCCAUGUGGUCCCGGUUCUGAUUGUAUAAAUAGAAUGCUUAUGUUUGAAUGUGAACCAAAAGUAUGUCCUGCUGGAGACAAAUGUGAUAACCAAAGAUUUGAAAAAGCCUUGUACCCUACUAUGGUCCCGUUUUUGACAAAAGAUAGGGGUUGGGGUCUUAAGACAUUAGAAGAUAUAAAAGAAGGUUCAUUUGUGAUCGAGUAUGUGGGUGAUGUAAUUGAUGAAGACGAAUUUCAAAGGAGAUGCUUGGAAAUGUAUCAGAGGAAUGAACAAAAUUAUUAUUUUUUGACUAUAGAUAAUUCUAGAACAAUUGACGCUGGGCCAAAAGGAAAUUUAUCAAGGUUUAUGAACCAUUCGUGUGAACCUAAUUGUGUAACCCAAAAAUGGACAGUGAAUGGAGAUACUAGAAUUGGACUUUUUGCGUUACAUGACAUUCCAAGUGGUACAGAGCUAGUUUUUGAUUACCGUUUCCAGAGUUGCUCGGGAGUAGAGAAAAAACCCUGUCAAUGUGGAGCUACAAGAUGUUCUAAAUUUAUUGGAGUGAAAGUGGAAGAAGAGAAAAAGAAAGUAAUUUCAAGUAACAAUGUGGAUAAGUGCAAGGUUUCUUCAAAAACCAAACGAAAACCGUUGAAACUGAAGGAUAAUGUUUCUGAUUCAGACAAGUCAAAAUUAUCUAAAGUAAUUAGCAAUGAUCGAAAAUUCUCUACAACUGAAAAUAAGGUUGAAGCAUCUAAUGCUGAGAAAAUUGUACUUUCCAAAAAAUCCAAAUCUAAAAAAUCUAUUGGCAAAUCAUCAACUACCUUAAAAAAUGCAAAUUCGGAACCCUCGGAAACACCUGCUGUUGUAAAAGAGAAAUGUAAAAAUUCAUCUAGGAACAUCACCAGUAUCACCAAAGUAUGUAACAAAAAAAACAAUUAA